GGCUGAGGGACCCCCCUUCCCCCGGGUGCCGGGCCGGGCUCCGCGGACCGCCGGGGAUUUUAAUUAGGUGUGUCCCCCCCCUCCACGCCUCCUCCUCCGCCGCCGCCGCCUCCUCCUCCCUCCGCCCCCCGCCGCUCCUGCCCGCCCCGCCGCCCCUCCGAAUCGGCGGCCAAGAAAACCCAGAGAGACCUGGCGGCUGCCGGAGAAGGGGGAGCCGCACGGCAGGCGGAGCGCCCCGUAUCCCGCCGAAACUUGGGGAAGUUUGUCCGGCGGCGCGAACCGGGAGGCCCGCGGUGCCCGGCACCCGGCGAGUAUGUGCGAGGAGCGGACUGCUCGCCGCGCCCCCUCGGGCGGAGCGGGGCGGCUGUGAGCAGGGCGGCCCGCGCCCCCCGGGGCCCUCACCGCAGCGCUUGAGCCGCCGCGGACCCCGUCCCGCCCGGCCCCGCGCCGCGGCGGGCUGCCCUCCGAGCUCUGCGGGCGGUGAUGGCACCGGGCGGGCUGUGACGGGCGCCCCGUCAAGGGCUCGCCGCCUCACCGGAGACUGCCGGGGAUCAUCGCGUCCGCAGCGAAGCGAGGACCCCCACGCCCCGCGCCUCUCGCCUGCCGCCGGGUCCCGUCCUCGCCGUCGAGACUUCUCUGCGCUCCCGUCUGGACUCCGUGCGUUGUCGCCUGCGGGGAGCUCUGAGGAAGAGCCCUGGCCCGGAGAUCGGCGGCGCGGAGAGAAGCUCCGCGGCCCAGGCGGGGAGCAGAGCCCGUCCCGCCCAAGCCGCCCGCCGCAGCGCCCUGACGGGGAGGCGCCGCCGCCGCUCGGCAGCGCCCCGCGCCCGGAGUGAGGCCACCGGGUACCGCCGCCCCGCACCCGCAGGAGCCGGUGCCGCCGCGUCAGGGUACCCGCCGAGAUUGGUUUUGAAGGAGCGGACCGCGGCGGGGGCGAGGAGGAGGAGGAGGCGGGAGACGAGCCCGGAGGAGGCGGCCGCCAGAGCGGGGCGGGCGGCGGCUCGCCGGGGCGGCGGGGGGACACCAUGUCCAAGCCGGUGGAUCACGUCAAGAGGCCGAUGAACGCCUUCAUGGUGUGGUCGCGGGCACAGCGACGGAAGAUGGCCCAGGAGAACCCCAAGAUGCACAACUCGGAGAUCAGCAAGCGCCUGGGCGCCGAGUGGAAGCUGCUGACCGAAUCGGAGAAGCGGCCCUUCAUCGACGAGGCCAAGCGGCUGCGAGCCAUGCACAUGAAAGAGCACCCCGACUACAAGUACCGGCCGCGGCGGAAGCCCAAGACGCUGCUCAAGAAGGACAAGUUCGCCUUCCCCGUGCCCUACGGGCUGGGCGGCGUGGCGGACCACGAGCACCCGCACGGGUUGAAGGCGGGCGGGCUGCACGGCGGCGCGGCCGGCGGGCUGGUGCCCGAGUCGCUCCUGGCCAACCCCGAGAAGGCGGCAGCCGCCGCCGCCGCUGCUGCCGCCCGCGUCUUCUUCCCCCAGUCGGCAGCCGCCGCUGCCGCCGCCGCCGCCGCGGCCGCCGCCAGCAGCCCCUACUCCUUGCUGGACCUGGGCUCCAAAAUGGCCGAGAUCUCAUCCUCCUCCUCUUCCUCGGGCUCCGGGCUGCCCUACGCCUCCUCGUUGGGCUACCCCGGCGCCGGCGGGGCGGGCGCCUUCCACGGGGCCGCCGCUGCUGCCGCCGCCGCCGCGGCCGCCGCCGGGGGGCACACGCACUCGCACCCGUCGCCCGGUAACCCGGGCUACAUGAUCCCCUGCAACUGCAGCGCCUGGCCCGGACCGGGGCUGCAGCCACCGCUGGCCUACAUCCUCCUGCCCGGCAUGGGCAAGCCCCAGCUGGACCCUUAUCCCGCAGCCUAUGCCGCGGCACUAUGACCCACGGCCGGAGGAGGCCCGCGCAGAGCUCCGGCGCCCGUCUGGAUGUGUGCCGGCACAUCCGUGCGCACGGGGAGGGGGGCGAGCCGCCGCCGGGGCCGCGGAGGGUGACCGGGGCAGGCGAUGGGGAGCGCCGGGGCGGCGGACGACCUGUUGCUCGUCCCCUGCCCGCUGCCCCGGGUAGAGUUUGUGUGUGUUGCAUGCGGUCUGUGCAGAUAGCCCAGCUGAAACAGAAGGGGAAAAAAAAAAAGAAAAGAAAAAAAAAAAAGAAAAAAAAGGAAAAAAAAAAAAGAGGAAAAAAAGAAUAUAACCCAUCCGCCCUGCCCCCUAAAGUGCUUGUUGGGCACAGACUCGGGGAGCAACGUCCCUCGGCCGGCUCCGGCUUUCCCUUCUGUCGCUCCCCGCGUGGUGCUGGAUUCGGAACAGUCCCGUUUUUGAACCCCGCCACCGAGAGGAGAGACGGGGAAGCCGGGGGAGAAGAGGGGUGGUGAGGUCCCGGCUCAGCACGGCAGGGCCAGGUGCCGUCCCAGUAAAGGACAGGGUCACUCUGUCCUUGGUUCGUAGCCCCUCGUGGGAUCCACGCAAAGAAAGAAUGGGUGGUGCGGGAUGCUGCCUUUCCUGCUCUGUGCUCUGCCAUGCGUGGAUUUCUGCCCUCCGCUGCUACGGGAUGCUGACAAGCACGGGUCGUGAUUUUCACGAGAGGAUAAGACGCGUGACUCUCGGUUCCCGUGUGUCUCCCCCCAUCCCCCACCAAUUAAGUCUCACCCUCAGACUGUAAAUUUGUAUAUCUCUGUGGAAAUGUUAGAUCUCAGAUUGAAAACUGUUAGUUACUUCGCCCACGGUCGAUUCAGUCUUAACCUGAAAAAAAAAAAAAAAAAGGAAUGCCUUUCAAAGGGAAUAAAAAUAUUGUGAGACUGCUUGAGGAUCGCAAUAUUAUCUAAGGUUAAAUCAGACUUUUUUGUCUGAGUGAUAAUUAUCUAUUUAUUAUUUAGCUGAACUGAAACAGAGCUUUGCUUUGACAGGAGAGUAUUCUCAUUUAAAAGAAAAUUUUUUCCCCCAUGAACAUGAAGUGUUUCACACGUGUUUUGGAGUACCCUACCUGUUUAGCUUAUUUUAGAGCCACUGCAAUUCAAUUGCAAAUGGCAUUUAAAAAAAGAAAAAACAACAAAGUUUAGAGGAAAAAAAUCCUUCAUCAGUUUAGAGUUCUUUUUUGGUUUACUUUUGUAAUGUGUAUAUUUUGACUAAUGUUUGUGAAUGAAGCUGUCUAACAUGUAUUUAGUUUCAUAUUGGCUUUAUGUAAUAUAAAGUAAAAAAAAUGAUUAAGUAAUGGUUUUAACAUUUACGUGUAAAUGGUUUUCUUGUGUGAUCUUCUAAUUUAAAGUUAGACGUCUAAACUAUAUCUGUAAAUUAGAUUCCGACUACCACUCUGUUCAUUUUUGAACAAAGAGUUUAAAUAAAGCCUGAAGCAGGGAAAAGA
Messenger RNA from Myiozetetes cayanensis, 3345 nucleotides. It is a transcript of the gene SOX21, whose product is annotated as SRY-box transcription factor 21. The coding region runs from base 1023 to 1868 and encodes 281 amino acids. The transcript has a single exon. The record is from RefSeq and is a predicted model, not a curated record. Gene Ontology annotation, biological process: regulation of DNA-templated transcription; anatomical structure morphogenesis; cell differentiation. Gene Ontology annotation, molecular function: DNA-binding transcription factor activity, RNA polymerase II-specific; RNA polymerase II cis-regulatory region sequence-specific DNA binding. NCBI's taxonomy places the organism in Eukaryota, Metazoa, Chordata, Aves, Passeriformes, Tyrannidae.